Messenger RNA from Pogoniulus pusillus (Red-fronted tinkerbird), 1115 nucleotides. RefSeq names its product lymphocyte antigen 6E. Gene Ontology annotation, molecular function: acetylcholine receptor inhibitor activity. Bases 93 to 473 code for a protein of 126 amino acids. Gene Ontology annotation, cellular component: plasma membrane. The record is from RefSeq and is a predicted model, not a curated record. Lineage: Eukaryota; Metazoa; Chordata; Aves; Piciformes; Lybiidae. The transcript is spliced from 3 exons.
CUGUCCCCACCCCCGCCGCCCGGCCCUGCCGCCAGCCCUGCGCGCCGCCAGCCUGCCUUGCGCAUCUCGCUUGGCCCCCGUCGCGCCGCACCAUGAAGGUUCUUCUGUUCGCUGUGCUGGCUGCCGUGCUCUGCGUGGAGAAAGCCCACACACUCGUCUGCUUUUCUUGCUCGGAUGCAUCAUCCAACUGGGCCUGCCUGAACCCUGUCAAGUGCGGGGAGAAUGAGAACCACUGCGUGACAACAUAUGUCGGAGUGGGAAUCGGCAGCAAGUCUGGCCAGUCCAUCUCCAAGGGAUGCUCUCCCAUUUGUCCCACGGCUGGGAUCAACCUUGGCAUAGCAGCUGCUUCCGUUUACUGCUGUGACUCCUUCCUCUGCAACAUCAGUGGUUCCAGCAGCGUGAAAGCCAGCUACACCAUCCUGGCCUUGGGUGUCCUCGUCAGCUUCAUCUACGUCCUCAGGGCUCGCGAGUGAUGGGGCUGGCCGAGGAAGAGCUGUCUUCCACGGGCCGUCACAGGUCUCAUUAGCCAAUAUCUUCUCUGUUGCUGUCUGCAAGGAGAUCCUCUACUACUCAGCAGGCUUCCAAGGUGGUUGUUUCCCAGACUUUUCUGCUCUUCCAGCGUCUGAGACCUGGGCGGUUUGGCCAAGCUGUUGUUCUUCUGUGGACAUACCCCAGUGCACUCUCCACACCUCCUGUGCAAAGGUGGAUCGUGUUGGAAGGGUUUCUGCUUUUAUAACUAAUACUUUCCACCCCUCCCCACCACCCCCAAAUCGUUUCUAAGGUUGGUUAAAACAAGGCUGGGACUCACCAUGAAACCGUUUCUAACCCCAGACACCACCCGGUCAAGCAUUCAGACGUUCCUGCCUCUCACCUCCAUGGAGGUGCUUGGCACCAGUGUGCUCCAGCACACGGCUGACCCUGCCACCGAGAGUUCGUGACCCAAAGGGAGACACAUUCCUGGCCCCUUGACGCUGCAGUCUCUGUUUUUUAUAAAGUCAUUUGGUUUCUUCUGAUCCUGGCCUGACUUUUCUGGAAAACAAAUGAGCUGUUCCCUUGUCCUUCCAAGCUCUGUAAGUGCCAGACCUGAAUAAACAUGCUCCUGUUGUUCCCUCGGA